GCAAUUCUUCUUUCUCUUCUUCCGCUUUGUUGGAAUUUUCUUGCUUUCGACCCUGGAUUUUUCGCAUCAGCGACUCCCAGCCGGGCUGAACGGCUUGGCACUGUGGUCAGGGCGCAUGUUUUUGCUCGGCGGCGCUCAAAGACGAUCUUCCGCGCCCAAUCCUCAGCCAUGAGGUCUGACCUGUUCGACUGCUUGCCGCAGUCGGCAGCGCUUUUGUUGCUGUCGAGCAUUCUACAGCUGACCGACGCCCAUGCCGUACAAAGACUUCCCAGGAAAACACCAGAGCCCACGAUCACCGUCCCGUAUCGCGCCCUCAAUGUCGCCCCGUGGCCGCUGCACGCAACCCCACCACCAGGCGGAGACACCUUCGCUAACCGCCGCCGCCAGCUGGACGACACCUUCAACACGGUCUGCGGCUACAUCAAUGGAGACCAGAACCUGCCUGCGACAUGCGGGCAGGGAUCCCAUUGCGUCGUCGACACAGAUCACAACGUGGUGGGAUGCUGUCCGAAUGGCGCACCCUCGUGCACUGCGGGCGUUUUUACCGGUUGUGUGGACGGCAACAGCGGCCCCCAGACCGAGGUGAACCCCUACAUUUAUAGUUGCACCGGCUCCGACGUCUGCUACAUGAACGUCUACGAAGGCGGUUUCUCUCAGUACGGCUGCGGCACGGCGAGCGACCUGGCAGCGACCGUACAGAAUAGCGCCAGCGGCAUCACCGCCGUCCUCACCCGUCCUACCGUGAGUGUUUCAUAUACACAAGGCAUCAGCACCCUCAGCGAGCCCACCACGCUGGGGACCCCCAGAAGCAGGACCAGAAGCAGCACCGUCCGCACUUCGCACUCCUCGUCGGCCACAUCAGCCUCAUCUACUUCAUCUGAGUCCACCAGCUCCACCAGCGAGCCAGCAGCUCCGCCCGCAACCGAUAAGAGCUAUCGAACCGGCGCCAUCAUCGGCGGUACCAUUGGUGGGCUAGCCGUGCUCAUCGCGUUGGGAGCGCUCGCCUUCUUCCUGCGCCGGCGCAACGCCAACAUACGCCAGGGCCCCGGGCUUGGCGGGGUACGCGGCAAGAUUAUCAGUCCCCCUCAGCCCGGCAAAGGCACAGGUUUUGCUGCCCUCGCAAGCGAUGACGCGGAUGCCUUCGAAACCGGACCAGCGGGUAGCGUCCUGAACCAGCCUUACCCACAACAACAGCAACAACAACAACAACCACAGAUGACGAUGCAUACAACAGCAGCUCCCACCGCCGCUGCCCCCACCGCCGCUGCCGCCGCAGCGGCAGCAGCAGGCGCAGCCGCCAGUGCACCGCCGACAAAUCGCAGCUUGCUCCCGCCCAUCGCGACAAGCCCGCCUAUGCCUUUCCAGAGCGAGGUCUCGCCCGUCGAUCGCCACGACCUGGACACACCCUACGCCUACAGCAACUCCGCGGUUAGCGCCAGCGCCGCCGCCGCCAGCGGUCUCUCGGCGAUAUCCGUCUCUCCAUACCCGCCGUCGUCCUCGGGAGGCGUCAGCUCCGCCGACAGCGGGAACUCGUUACCCACGUCAGCCAUGGCGGCCGCCGCCGCAGCAGCGGGCGCAGCCGCGUACCAGCACCAUCAGCCGUACCAAAACCCGGGCCCCACGGCAUACGCCGGCGGUUCGGGCGUGCUGAUGGGCAUGAACCCGCUCCUGCUGAACCGCGGAGCUGAGCGACACCUGGAGAGCGACCAGGUGCCGCUGACGAGCGGGCGCGAGGUCGACGACUUCUCGCAUGGGUACCACGCCGCACUGGGGAGGAUCGGGGAGGAGGACGAGGAAGGCGAGGAAGAACAGAGGCGAUCUCGCGGCUACGGGGGGGAUCAGGCACCCUACCGGGAUCAUGUCGGAGAAAGCGCGGGGGACAAUGCGGCUACUGGUGGUACUGGCAGUGGUGAUGGUGUAAAAACCGUGCUCAGGGGUGAGGCGAGGCCGCUCUGGCAGCAGAAUCGGAGACAGAGUCGGAACCUGAUGUGGAUGUGAACGGAAGGAGCCUCGAGUACGGUCGGUGAGCCGGGGGGGGGGGGGUUGGUUAACGGACGGCAUCCAGCACGAUUAGGGAUCCUAGCGGCGUUUGGGGUUAGCGAAUUGCAUUUUUGGGGGGUGUGAAAUGUCCUC
Messenger RNA from Thermothelomyces thermophilus ATCC 42464, 2133 nucleotides. RefSeq lists its product as uncharacterized. Bases 169 to 1998 code for a protein of 609 amino acids. NCBI's taxonomy places the organism in Eukaryota, Fungi, Ascomycota, Sordariomycetes, Sordariales, Chaetomiaceae. The record is from RefSeq and is a predicted model, not a curated record. The transcript has a single exon.